GGUCAGGAGAAUCAUGGUGACUCGCUCAAAAGCCUGCCUUGCCUGACCUACUCCCCACACAUCUCUUCCUUAUUGCUUUUCCUCAACGUCUCAGAACCAACACAUUCUCACAAUGGUCAAGGCUGUAGUAUUCGAUGUUGUGGGCACUUGCUUCACCUACGACAAUGGUCGUGAUGCACUCAAGACCCGCCUUGGUCCCAAGCUAGAGAAGGCGGGCAUUUCUCCACAACUCCUGAUGUACUCUUGGAUCACCUCGACAGAACGCGACUACACCUACCUCUCUCUGAUCCACCAGUACAAGCAAUUCAUUGAGAUCAUGCGGCAUUCAUUCACCCGCCUGCUGUACCAGGCUGGAGUUCCGGACCCCGAGAGCGUCUGUUCAGAAGAGGACAUGAAGUUCAUUCUGGCCGAAUACAAGGAGCUCCGUCCGCGCGAAGGACUCGCUGAGAUGAUGGACAUCCUGAGGAAAGGCGGCUUCGAAGUCUACUGCUGCACAGAUGCAAACGUGGACCGUGUCAAGGGCUAUUUCGACCGGGCUGGCAUCGAAAUGCCUACAGAAAGGAUUCUGAGCGCCGAUGAGGUGGGGGUGGGCAAGCCGGAAGCAGCUGUCUACAAAUUUGCCAUGGAGAAGGCAGACGCCGACGUGAACAUCUUUGCAGCGAGCCACGCAUGGGACGUAGCUGCUGCGCGUUCCGCCGGCUACGAGACCGCCUACUGCACCGCUUACGAAGGCUACCCCUGCGAGAUGCUCUAUGGGAAGAUGGACUUGGUGGUGCCGGACUUGGUCAGCCUGGGCAACGGCAUCGUCGAAAAGUGGGGUGGAAAGUGAGGCAAUUACUAGCAGGGGCCAUACUGUACGCUGCAUUGUUAAUAGUUGAUCUGCAAUAUGAAGCAUUGGCACAGAG
This is a messenger RNA of Microstroma glucosiphilum, 905 nucleotides long. Its product is annotated as haloacid dehalogenase. The record is from RefSeq and is a predicted model, not a curated record. NCBI's taxonomy places the organism in Eukaryota, Fungi, Basidiomycota, Exobasidiomycetes, Microstromatales, Microstromataceae. The transcript is spliced from 4 exons. Bases 113 to 829 code for a protein of 238 amino acids.